Messenger RNA from Pterocles gutturalis (yellow-throated sandgrouse), 1671 nucleotides. Its product is annotated as toll-like receptor 6. The record is from RefSeq and is a predicted model, not a curated record. NCBI's taxonomy places the organism in Eukaryota, Metazoa, Chordata, Aves, Pterocliformes, Pteroclidae. Gene Ontology annotation, biological process: toll-like receptor signaling pathway; immune response; inflammatory response. Gene Ontology annotation, cellular component: membrane. Gene Ontology annotation, molecular function: Toll-like receptor 2 binding; lipopeptide binding; transmembrane signaling receptor activity. The annotation marks the transcript as partial. The transcript has a single exon.
AUGAGACCCCUUACAAAUAUCUACGUCUUUGCUUGUGCCUGUACAUUCACACUGUGGAAUAAUAUCCAGCCAACUGUAGAAAACGAAUUUAUUGCAAAUUAUUCAAGCAGUUUGCUAACUAAUGUUCCAAAAACCCUUCCAGUCCAUACUCAUGUAUUAGAUUUAUCACAUAAUAGGAUCUCUGGACUUAGUAUCUCAGAAUUUAUUUAUCUUUCUGAACUUCAGGUAUUAAAUCUUUCUCAUAAUCUAAUUACAGAGCUUGACUUUAGUGUCUUCAUUUUUAAUGAAGAUUUAGAAUACUUAGAUUUAUCUCAUAAUAGCAUUUUGAAAAUUUACUGUACAACUCUUGCGUAUCUUAGACAUUUAGAUCUUUCUUUCAAUAAGUUUACUGCCCUGCCCAUCUGUCAGGAAUUCAGGAAUAUGUUUUGUUUGGAGUACCUAGGAUUAAGUGCCACAAUGAUACGAAGGUCGGACUUCAGGUAUAUCAUAAAUUUGCAGCUGUACACUGUCUUUCUAACCUUAGAAGACUUUUCUCUGUAUGAGCCUCAGAGUCUGACAGCCCUGAAUACAAGGAGCCUCCACAUUGUUUUUGCAGCAAUCCAGAAUUUCAGUUUUUCCCUCUUGUAUGAUGGAAUGACCACUUCAGAAAACUUAAAAAUAGUUAACUUGAGAUAUAACUUGAGCUACAAAGAUUUCCCGUCUCCUUCUUUAACACUCCUGAAGAAAAUCAAGACAACAGCUCUGAUGCUUGACACUGUAGACUUACAAUGGACUAUCAUUUUGCAAGUUUUCCUGCUUAUUUGGUAUUCACCUGUGGAGCAUUUGACUGUGAGAAAUUUGACUUUCCGGAAAUCACUAGGGGAGCUGACUGAAUAUGAAUUUCUACCCGUAUUAAGCUCUCUCGAACAAUUAAUCUCUUCGGGUGGCUCCAUGAAAACACUAACUUUGGAGCAUGUUCGUAAUAAGGUUUAUUAUUUUAACCAGGAGAUUCUAUAUAGACAGUUUUCAGAGAUGAAUAUUGCCAAUUUGACCAUAUAUGAUGCAUAUAUGCCACAUAUGCUUUGCCCCAGUAGAACCAGCUUAUUUCAGUAUUUAAAUUUUUCUCACAAUGCCCUGACAGAUGAGUUGUUCCAGAAUUGUGGCACUCUGACAGAUCUGCAAUUGCUUAUUUUGCAGAGGAAUAAAUUUGAAAGCCUUUCUAAAGUAAGCUUCAUGACCAGCCGUAUGAAAUCACUGAAAUACCUGGACAUGAGCAGCAACUUGCUGCAUCACGAUGGAGCUGAUGUGCAAUGCCAAUGGGCUGAGUCUCUGACAGAGCUGGACCUGUCCUCAAAUCAGUUGACGGAUGCCGUGUUUGAGUGCUUGCCAGCCAACACCCAAAAACUCAACCUACAAAACAAUCAGAUCACUAGUGUCCCCAAGGGGAUGGCUGAGCUGAAAUCCUUGACAGAGCUGAACCUGGCGUCGAACAGGCUGGCUGACCUGCCGGGGUGCAGUGGUUUUAUGUCUCUGGAGCUCCUGAACAUAAAGAUGAAGUCAAUCCUCACCCCAUCUGCUGACUUCUUCCAGAGCUGCCCAAGGGUCAGGGAGCUACAAGCUGGGAACAACCCGUUCAAAUGUUCCUGUGAGCUGCAAGAUUUUAUCCAUCUGGAGAGGCGGUCUGGGGGGAAG